AUGGCAUCGCAACGAGACGAUAAGCUGCACGAACUCGACAGCCCCAAGACCAGAGCAGCAUCCGUUGCAGAAGGACAGUUAUACAGCAUGUGGGAGCUCCAAUACGCGCGCCAUUCGCCGACCCGCUUCGAACGUUUUAUAGAUAGCUUCAAACCAUACGAAACUAGUGAAAGCUUGGUCUCGGGCGAUCAUCUCAGCCAGUAUAGCAGCGCAACGACACUAUCGCGCGAUAAUCCGGACCCUUAUUAUUACGAUCUGCGUGCGGCAGCCAUCGAGUCGGCCAAUGCAAAGGUUGCGCGAAGGCUCAAGGGCAGGCAUUUACAGAUGAUUGCCAUCGGCGGCGCCGUAGGAUCUGGCUUGUUCGUGGCAUCCGGACUGGCUUUGCAAACGGGAGGCCCUGCCUCUCUGCUCAUAGCCUUUUCCACCAUUGGCGUUAUGCUUUAUUGUACAAGCCAGGCUCUGGGCGAGCUGGCUGUCAUCUUUCCCAUUGUUGGAUCGUUUUCUUCCUAUGCGACCAGAUUCAUAGAUCCCUCAUGGGGAUUUGCCAUGGGCUGGAUCUAUGCGAUACAAUGGCUCAUCGUUCUACCGUUGGAGCUUAUUGCGGCCACACUCACAAUCCGGUACUGGACAGACCAGGUGCCCGGUGCUGUGUUUGUCACCAUCUUCCUGGCAAUUACGUUGCUUAUCAACCUUACCGGCGUUAAGGGGUACGGCGAGGCUGAAUCAACGUUUUCGGUUAUCAAGGUUAUUGCAAUUGUCGGAUUCAUCCUUCUCGGAAUCGUCCUCAACUGCGGAGGCACACCAGAUCGCGGAUACAUUGGCGGCGAGUACUGGCAUGAUCCCGGUGCCUUUAACAACGGAUUCAAGGGCCUGUGUAGUGUCUUUGUCACCGCGGCAUUUGCCUUUGGCGGGACGGAACUCGUUGGCCUGGCUGCCGCAGAAACGACGAACCCACGCAAGUCUAUUCCUACAGCCAUGAAACAGGUUUUCUGGCGAAUUACGCUCUUCUACGUUGUUGCCCUUACCCUCGUGGGGUUGUUAGUCCCGUACAACGACCCUCGACUGGACGGUGCGAACAGCGUGGACGCAAACGCCUCACCCUUUGUUAUUGCCAUUGAGGAGGCGGGCAUACAGGUUCUCCCAUCUGUCAUGAACGUGGUUGUUCUCAUUGCCGUCUUGUCCGUGGGAAACUCGGCCGUCUUUGCCGCCUCCAGAACGGUCAUGGCCAUGGCAAAGCUCAACCACGCACCUCGAAUCUUUGGAUACAUUGAUCGAAAAGGUCGGCCGCUGGUGGCAAUUGGCGUGACGGCAGUGUUUGGUCUCCUCGCCUACCUCAUCGACCUCCGGACCCAGGGGAGCGUGUUUGACUGGCUUGUGGCCAUCUCUGGGCUCGCAACGAUAUUCAUCUGGUUCUCCAUUUGUCUUUGCCAUAUCCGCUUCCGCCGUGCCUGGGCCUCGCGUGGUCGAAGCCUCAACAGCAUACCCUUCACCUCCCAGGUUGGUGUUGUUGGCUCGUACUUUGGUUGUCUGCUCAACUUGCUUGUGCUUAUUGCGCAGUUUUGGGUUGGCGCCUUUCCCAUCGGCUGGGAGACCAUGGGGGCGACAAAGAUUGUGCAGAACUUCUUCCAAAAAUUUAUGAGCAUGCCCAUCAUCAUUCUCUUGUAUCUUGGACACAAGGUCUUUUACAAUACGCAUUACGUCAAGGUUCGGGAAAUGGACGUUGACACGGGGCGACGGCAUCUGAACUUGCCAAUAUUGGUGGAGCAAGAAGAUGAGCAACGGGCGUCGUGGCCAAAAUGGAAGAAGCUUUACAAGUUUUUUUGUUAG
Messenger RNA from Pochonia chlamydosporia 170, 1827 nucleotides. Its product is annotated as general amino-acid permease GAP1. The coding region runs from base 1 to 1827 and encodes 608 amino acids. Gene Ontology annotation, molecular function: amino acid transmembrane transporter activity. Lineage: Eukaryota; Fungi; Ascomycota; Sordariomycetes; Hypocreales; Clavicipitaceae. Gene Ontology annotation, biological process: amino acid transmembrane transport. The record is from RefSeq and is a predicted model, not a curated record. Gene Ontology annotation, cellular component: membrane. The transcript has 3 exons.